AUGAACGUCCCCGAGUAUGACCCUAAAGGCUGGCAUGUCACCUUCAUCAUGUGGGGAGUUUUGCUCAUCUGCACGGUGCUGAAUACAUGGCUGGGCAUGAUCCUGCCGGUCAUCGAAGUGUUCAUUCUUAUCGUCCAUGUGCUUGGUUUCUUCGCCGUCUUGAUCCCGCUCGUCUAUCUCGGUCCGCGAGCUGAUCCACGCUCUGUCUUUACCCUGUCAUUCAAUUACGGUGGUUGGCAUGACAUUACUCUCGCAACGUUCGUUGGUCUCAAGGGAACAGUUGCAGCCUUUCUCGGUAAGGCUUCCUUGCCAAAGCUAUUGAAACCGAGCCUAACAACAGUCUUUCUCUAG
Molecule: messenger RNA, 351 nt
Organism: Aspergillus melleus
Lineage: Eukaryota; Fungi; Ascomycota; Eurotiomycetes; Eurotiales; Aspergillaceae
Exons: 1
Coding region: 1-351 (116 amino acids)
Source: RefSeq, a predicted model, not a curated record